GUGUCAUAAACUGAAAUACGGACAUCUUUUUUUUGUAAAUUAGUCUUCGCAAACACGACGGCGUCUUAGGCUAGUCUUGUCCAUUGGUUUAUACACACAAAGCAUCAAAAUGGCGCAGCAAUUUGUAGAGAGUCAAAUAAAAGGAGACAAAGUGGUUUUGUUCAUGAAGCCCACAUGCUCUUUUUGUAUCUUGGCGAAAGACGUGUUGUCAAAGUACAAAUUUAAAGAAGGCCACCUGGAGUUCAUCGAUAUCAGCAAGCGAAAGGACAUGGGCUGCAUCCAGGAUUACUUCCUGGAGAAAACUGGAGCCAGGACCGUACCCCGUGUGUUCAUUGGGGAGGAGUGCAUUGGGGGUGGCAGCGAUGUGGAUGGUCUGGACAGGAGUGGCAAGUUACAGGAAAUGCUGGGGGCAAUCGGAGCCUUGCAGUGAUGAACACAUGCUUGGUAGGUUACAGAGGACACCUUACUGCUGCCUCCAUGUCAUUCUCUCGGGUUUGGUGUUUUUAAGCUGCUGGUCCUGGUCACAUGACUGUGCAGCGCAGUCUCCGGACCUGAACGCGUUGCCUGAAUUCAGCGAGCUCCUGCACGUACCGGCUGGAGGGCCACCUAUGCUUCUCUACGAAAUCCCUCUCAUCCUCUGAAACAGAAUGAGACAUCAUGCAGUGGGGAGGGGGUGACGACCCACAGCAGCCUAACAACAAAUCCCUUCCAAAUAAACCUCGAUUUGAAGUUA
This is a messenger RNA of Acipenser ruthenus (sterlet), 733 nucleotides long. RefSeq names its product glutaredoxin-1-like. Bases 110 to 430 code for a protein of 106 amino acids. NCBI's taxonomy places the organism in Eukaryota, Metazoa, Chordata, Actinopteri, Acipenseriformes, Acipenseridae. The transcript is spliced from 3 exons. The record is from RefSeq and is a predicted model, not a curated record.